Cladophialophora immunda is the source of this 958-nucleotide messenger RNA. RefSeq names its product NADH-ubiquinone oxidoreductase 23 kDa subunit, mitochondrial. Gene Ontology annotation, biological process: mitochondrial respiratory chain complex I assembly; mitochondrial electron transport, NADH to ubiquinone. NCBI's taxonomy places the organism in Eukaryota, Fungi, Ascomycota, Eurotiomycetes, Chaetothyriales, Herpotrichiellaceae. The record is from RefSeq and is a predicted model, not a curated record. Gene Ontology annotation, molecular function: NADH dehydrogenase activity; 4 iron, 4 sulfur cluster binding. Bases 70 to 765 code for a protein of 231 amino acids. Gene Ontology annotation, cellular component: membrane. The transcript is spliced from 2 exons.
CCUGUACCACGCCUCCUCUCUUGCGCUCGCCACGCAUCGUCAAUUCCCAGUCUGCAACUUGUACGGACGAUGGCGUCGUCACUUCGUCCAGCAUCGCGGCUCGUCGCGAGGCCACUGUCAGCUGCGUCGGUCAUCCUACGACAAGCAGAGCGAUCACCUUUCCUUCGUGCCACCACCACAGCUCAGUUUCACUCUUCAAGUCCCAGAAAUGCCUUACCUUCCGGCCCUCCGCCGCAGGGCUACCGACUGCCACGACCCAAAAGAUUCGAUGAGGGCGAGGGGGUGAUGGAUAAAGCUAGCAAUUACUUUCUCCUCACUGAGAUGCUGAGGGGGAUGUAUGUGGUGUUGGAACAGUUCUUCAGACCGCCCUACACAAUCUACUACCCGUUCGAAAAAGGGCCCAUUUCACCACGAUUCCGAGGCGAGCACGCAUUGAGGCGCUACCCCUCUGGCGAAGAGAGAUGUAUCGCCUGCAAGCUCUGCGAAGCCAUCUGCCCCGCCCUAGCGAUCACAAUUGAAGCUGAAGAAAGAGAAGAUGGCUCGAGGAGGACUACCCGUUAUGAUAUUGAUAUGACGAAGUGCAUCUACUGUGGGCUUUGCCAGGAGAGCUGCCCUGUUGAUGCUAUCGUGGAGACUCCCAAUGCCGAGUAUGCAACAGAGUACCGAGAAGAGCUCUUGUACAACAAGGAGAAGUUGCUGGCCAACGGAGAUAAAUGGGAACCCGAGUUGGCGGCUGUGGCAAGAGCGGACGCUCCUUACAGAUAAAAAUGGUCCCGGAAAGGCUGUCGUAUGCGCUCGUUAUCAAAUUGUACAUAAGCUGCGAAUCAGCAUGAAGCAGAGAGUGACCUUGCAGCAAAAAUCACCAUCAAUUGCAUUUAUCUAACAGUGGCUAUUUUCCAGGCGCUGGUGCUUCACUAUGUAAAUUUGGCUAAGUUUGACCAACUCUACACUAGCUCAG